CUCCGUAUCUCCCGGUGUGAACCAGUUGUCAAGCACAUCCAAAUGUAAAUCACGUCACCGAAAGGGAUGCUGCAAUGGUUGUAAGUGUGAAGAAUGGUUGUGAGUCACUUUUUUCAAUGCCGCUGUAACUUUGAACUGUCACUAAAUGAAUUGUUGUAAGUCGAGGGCUACCUGUACAUCCCUUUUUUAUUUUUGAAAACCUAAUUCGGCUCCUUCCCAUCCCUCCUUAUCUUUCCUAACAACCUCAGAGUCUUCUCUGUUUUGAACCCUCCACUGAAUCUUAAAAAAGAUCCUGGGGAGGCGAUGGCUUCCUAGGCCACAGAGUGAUUUGUAGUGUAUGUAAACUUCAUAAUUUGAUUUUUGUAAGCCUGUGCAGUCAAGGAUUAAUCAGCAUUGUAUGUGAGAUUUCUGACAGCUAGCAGUAGGAUGAAAAUAUCGUUCGUUUACCAAUACAACGUUUGAAUUAGGGGAAAAAAACACUACAGCAAUUUAGGCAAAUCAUGGAGAGAACCUGUGUUGGUUGCUAAAAGUUGAUAGCGACUUCAUGGUACAUGAUCAGUUUAGAUUAAACAUUCCUUUGGAGGCGAUACAAAUCUAAAUUCUAACAAAUAGGAGACCACAAACUUUUAUUGCUUAGUAAUUAUCUUUGGAAUCAAAUCUUCACUCAGAUAAGACUUAGGAAGGGUCUCAGUAGCAAUAUUAGAAGAUGUGAUGCUUGCUUUUCCUCUAGCAAUGCAUUACAGAAAAACAUUUGCCUAACAUUCAGGAAAUUAACAGCUGGGAUGUAUAUUUUUGCAGUUUCCCAUUCAUUCCUGCAUUUUGUUGUAUUUUAAAUAUUGCAAGGAACCACAGUGGUUUCAUUUAAUAAGCAGAGGCUAAUAUUUCAAAUAUGUGCCCCCAUUAUUGCAAAGUAGGUAUUUUUAUGACAUUAUGACAUUCCAUAGCAUAUCUCCAGUUCUAGAGGCUCGCCAACACUCUGCAACAGUCUUUUCUGGAGCUGCAGUGAGGAGUGAGAAGUAAGGUGAACCUGAGCUGAUUUGCAAAGCCACGAUCAAACACAAUACCUACUUUUUAGAAUAUCUGUUUUUCAUGUUACAUUUAUUUAAUAUCAGAAUAACAGUUGGAAGGGAUCUUGGAGGUAUUCUAGUCUAAUUUCCUGCUCAAGUAGGGAAUGGUUAUCUAAUCUCUUCUUAAAAACUGUAUAAAAUAAAUAUCCAGUACACAGAGAGGAGAACUGAGUGUGAACACAACAAGAGCAGUUUUAAAAAAUAAUGUCAGGGUGGUAUAUUGACAGCUUGUCAUUUAGCUACUAUAUUCUGAGGGAUGACCUUGUCUUUCUGAGCAUGUCAGUGGCGCACAGUGAAUUUCAGAAGCAUUUAAUUCCAUUCAUGAAGGUUAAUUUCCAAAUAUUUAUAAGUAGCUUAAUUUACCUGGGUCAUCUUUGCAAAUAGAUAAAUGUGGAUUGCUGUGAUCUGUAGAAAAAUAAGCACAUAUCUUUGGGGCAAAUGUCUUAUGAGGAUUACAGCCUAGCUUAUCAGAUGCAUGAAAUGUCUUGCUAUAAGUGUGUAUGUGUGAAUGGAAAAAAGAAUCAUAAAAAGUGAGGUCAGAGAAAUGAAAUGCAGUAAGGCAAACAAUAAUAGCUGCAUUAUUAAUAGUGGCUAUUUGCAAAGACAGGCGAUGGUGGUAAUGCUUACAUCCUUGCGUGAGUAGACUACAGCAUUUCCCAUAGCUUAUAGUAAAAAUGUUGUAAAGAAUAACACAUGUAAUACUGGUUUCUGUGGUAUGUGACUGCUUUUCCUUAAAGCAUAUGUAUGCAACAAGAUCAGGACAGAAGUACUUAAUUCACAGUAUUCAUGAGUGCAAUGCAGAUCUGAAGUCCAGAAAAUGUGUGGGGGCAGCAAAAUUAGAAGCGAAUCAUAAAGGUCUUGUUUGGUAUUUCUUCAGCAUUACAGCAAGCAGUAUACAUUUGAACAGCAGCUUAUGGAUGGAUUACAAUUUUUCAUUGUAAUUUGUAGUAUAAACGGAUGUCUUUCCUUGACUGUGUUAUAAAUCAUGGUUGUGCUGAAAUACAGAUCGUUUAGCAAUGCUAGUAGCAUGGUGGACGUUAAGCCAUAUUUGGGGGAGGAAAUUUCCAGGAUGGUCCUUCUCACAGGGAUAACCACCUUGGGCAUUCUGCCAAACCCACUUUUGGCAUAGCUUAGCCUGUUUCUCUUGCACCUUCUUUUUUUUUUUUGUGGGAAGCUAUUCUGGAGAAAAGCAUCUUUGUGUUUCCGCGAAAGAAAAUCCAUUCCCUGUUGCCAGAGGUCAGCGUUGAAAUACAGAGGUGCUUUGCUUCCUUGCAUCAGCUGAAAUCAGUGCUCUCCCAAGCAUGAUCCUGUCUCCUCCGUUCAAAUGAAAGAUCAGCUGCUCUGGGCUUUCUCCUUCUCAGCCUUUUUCCCAACUAGCAGCCAUUAAAUCAAACUGCAGCAAAAAGAUAAGGCCAACAUGACAGCCAAGCGGAUUUCCCAAGAGACAUUUGAUGAUGUGGUACAGGAAAAUAUCAUUGAGUUUGGAAUGGAGCCGGAAGAGGCAUUGAAUGAAGCCAUCCAGCAGUUUGAAUCUCAAGGUGUAGAUUUAAGUAAUAUAGUAAAGGAGGUACCCAAUCCAGCUUCAGAGAAUGGUCAAGAACUGAAGCACAUGGUUUUACAGAUAUUGGACUGUCUCCAGAAAGCCGUCAUCGAUGCGGAUUCGAGCAAGGUGGAUGAAUCUUUGGUGAACUUUGCCAAGCAGUGCAGGCAGGAGCUGUCGAUCCGUUACCUCGCUGCCCAGAAAGGUGCCUAUCCUGCGGUCCUGGCUGCUUGUCGGCUGGCAUCGGAAGAACGAUGCUCCCUUUUAAAAGCCCUCCAAGCUCUUUCUGCCCUCCUGGAUGGCCAACCUGACCUCCUCGAUGUGCCCGGGCAGGAGCUGUUGCUGCGAGUGCUGCAGGAGAGCCGAGAUGACGCUGACCUCACUUUGGCUGGAGUCCGUUGCAUCCGAUAUGCUUGCCUGAAACAUGAGCAGAAUCGUCAGGAUCUUGUGAAAGGGGGCAUCCUUACCCUACUAUCUGAGGCUAUAGUCCGGCAUGGGGACCGGGCAGAUGUGGUCCGGGAGGCCUGUUCAGGGCUCCGCAUCAUGACCUUUGAUGAUGACAUCCGGGUGCCCUUUGGCCAUGCCCAUGACCAUGCCAGGAUGAUUGUGACUGAGCAUAACGGCUUGGGAAUCCUGAUAGAGGCAGCCAAAGCCUUCACUGAUGACUGUAGUGUUUUGAGUGAAAUUUGUGCCACUCUGGCACGCUUGUCAGUUCGGAAUGAAUUUUGCCAGGAGAUCAUGGACCUUGGAGGCUUAAACUUCAUAGUGGCACUGUUGGCAGACUGCAUUGACCACCAGGAACUGGUGAAACAGGUGCUCAGUGCCAUCCGGGCCAUUGCAGGCAACGAUGAUGUAAAAGAUGCCAUUGUCAAUGCAGGAGGGACUGAUCUCAUUAUUUUGGCCAUGAGUCGCCAUCUUGGCAACCCACAGGUGUGUGAACAGAGUUGUGCGGCAUUGUGUAUGCUAGCGUUGCGCAAGCCAGAGAACUGCCGAGUCAUCAUGGAAGGCGGGGGAGCCUUGGCAGCUUUGCAGGCCAUGAAGACGCACCCCAGAGAAGUUGCCGUGCAGAAGCAAGCUUGCAUGCUGAUUCGCAACUUGGUCUCGCAUACUCAGGACUUCUCCCAGCCCAUCCUGGAGAUGGGAGCUGAGGACUUGAUCACCGAAGCUCGGGCUGCCCACCGGGACUGUGAUGACGUGGCCAAAGCUGCCUUGAGGGACCUGGGCUGCAAGGUGGAGCUGCGGGAACUCUGGACUGGCCAGAAAGGAAGCCUGGCGCGUUGAAGUCUCAAACCCCUCCAUUUGGGCAGCACCUGUGGAUGCGGAGUAGGAGAGGGAAGCAAAAAGAUUGGAAUAAAUCCAGACUGAGCAGUUGAGAGGGGAAACGAGUGUAUUGAUGCUUCUGGAGUUGGAUAGGACUUGGUUGCUACAGCAGGAGCAACCCAUACUCCAUACUCUCUUGCGUUCAGCUUCUUGGCCCAGGCUCCCUUUCUGCUGUGUUUUGUUGGUAGCGUCCAUGAAGCGGCCCUUCUCUCAAAAAAAAAACAAACAGGGUGGCAGUGCUGUGCCAACGAUGCCGCCGUGCAGCAAUGCUGCCAUGCUCAAGAAAGGGAGACGCUUGCGGUGCGUGUACGAAACUCUAGCGUCUGUACAAAUUGUCUCAAAAGAUUUUAGCAACAAAAGAGAGGGUGGAAGAGCAGGUGGUGGGACCCACGUUUUGCUAAUGUCUCUGAACACUUCCCUCUCCUGCCCUGCAGGAUUCUGUUACUCAACUAGGCCUUCGUUACUAUGACAACCGUUAAGCUUACCAGCUUCCUGCUAUAAUGCUUCCAUUUGUUUGAAUGUGCUGCCUAAAGUCCUGGUCUACUUUUUAUCCUCAGCCAUUCCAGUUGUUUCCAUGUGUUGUCAUGCUGUUCAACCAGUGCAUGCUGCCUUUUUAUUUUUCUCUUUAAUUGUUCCCUCCCUGCCCUCAAUUUUUUUUUUAAUAAUUAAUAAUUAAUAAUUUUUUAAUAAUAGUAAAAGUGUCACCUGGUAGGGGCAAAAGAGAGGUUGAACAGUGUGGGAUCCUAGCAUUGUGCACUUCGUAAAUAUCUGUACUCCUUUUGAAUAUGUAUUUAAAUCAGAUUUCUAGCCCACGAGGGCUGUGGUUGGUGUGUGCUCCAAGAGGUCCGAAAAGAAUGACCUUUUUUAAAAAAAAAUUAUUUUCUUUUCCUUUUUCUGCCUUCCUCUCCCUGUGAUUAUUAAAAUCCAGGAUGAAUUAGUUCUCCAAAAUGGGACUGUUUAAAUAAACCAGUGUAAUUUAUGCAAAUGGAAAUGUUUUAACUUUCCUUGAUGUAGUUUGGGUUGCCUGUGCAAAAAUUGCCAGAUAUGUUAUAUAAAAAUAUACAUGACCCUAUUUGUAGCCAGGUUGCUUCUAUUGUGACCUAGCUUUUGUUUGUUUUCUUUUGCUCAUAAACUACUAGAGUGAUAUACUGUA
Pantherophis guttatus is the source of this 5080-nucleotide messenger RNA. RefSeq names its product armadillo repeat containing 6 (gene ARMC6). Gene Ontology annotation, molecular function: protein binding. Gene Ontology annotation, biological process: hematopoietic progenitor cell differentiation. The record is from RefSeq and is a predicted model, not a curated record. Lineage: Eukaryota; Metazoa; Chordata; Lepidosauria; Squamata; Colubridae.